Molecule: messenger RNA, 1200 nt
Organism: Penicillium manginii
Lineage: Eukaryota; Fungi; Ascomycota; Eurotiomycetes; Eurotiales; Aspergillaceae
Product: MBL fold metallo-hydrolase
Exons: 2
Coding region: 1-1200 (399 amino acids)
Source: RefSeq, a predicted model, not a curated record
AUGGGUACGGCAAUCGGAUUAGGUGGGCUCAACCCACCCCCUCCAUCAGACAGCACUGUGCGGGUCCGUAUGAUAGACACGAAAUCUUUCAUGUCAUUGCAUGCUUUUUCCUUUGUCAAGCCGGUAAUGCCUGGACACGAGCGAAUGAGCGUAACAACGGUGGCCUUUUUGAUCGAGAAUGAACGACUGGGAAAGAAAGCGAUGUUUGAUCUCGGAACACGAAAAGACUACUGGAACUCCCCGCCAUUCACGCUCACGAGAAUCGAGGCCGCAAUUCCAGGUGUGAAGAUUGAGAAGGACGUGACCGAGAUUUUGCAGGAACAAGGCAUGAAGCUGAGCGAGAUCGAUGAUAUUAUCUGGUCUCACAGUCACUGGGACCAUAUGGGCAGCCCACAUUUAUUUCCUUCAUCGACGAACUUGUCCUAUGGCAAAGGAACCGGACCAUUCCCUACAUACCCCGAGAACCCAAACUCAAAUCUCAAUGCCGAUGAUUUCAAGGGCAGAAAAUGUGUUGAGAUUGACUGCACAGACUUACACAUCGGACCAUUCCCAGCCACCGAUUUCUAUGGAGAUGGAUCCCUAUAUCUGCUAGACACCCCCGGCCACUGGCCAGGGCAUAUAUGUGCUUUGGCUCGCACUACACCAGACACUUUUGUCUUCCUUGGUGGAGACAUUUGCCAUUUUGCAGGCGAUUUUAGGCCUAGCGAGGAAAUCCCGCUACCGGUCUCUAUUCCCGCAGAUGCUCUUCUCAACAGUCAAAAAUACCCGAUGCCAUGUCCUUGCGAGUUCUUCUCAGCUCAUCAUCCUCAGCUUCGGGAAAUUGGGCCAUCAGUUGAUACAAAAUCCACGCCAUUUUACCAACUCUCGACACACGCGCAUUCAACAUACAAAGACCCAGCCACUGCUGCGAUUACGACCUACGGAAUGCAAAAAUAUUUCGACGCUGAUCCCAAUGUCAUGGUCUUUCUAGCUCAUGACACAUCUUUACUGGAUCAUUUACCCACUUUCAAUGAAAGUCCCGACGAAGAUCUCAAUGAUUGGAAGGAGUCGGGAUUUAAACAGAAGUGUCACUGGGGGUGGAUGGGUGAGCUCCCGCGAUAUGAUAAAGAUGGAAAUGUGAUUGGGCCAGGGAAUCGGGAAAAGCCGAUUGUUGAUGGCCUUUGGGUGGAUGGUGCUCUGGUAGAAGGCUUCAUGAAAUAG